AUGUUCGGUAUCGACAGCAUUCGAGUGGAUGUUAACGGCGUGGUGAAGAUAGUGCUUGACUGGGACUUGGAGUCCUGUGUUGAGGGCACGUUUCGGGAGGCUAACGAGGGCUAUUUGGUGGCGUACCUUGAAGAAACUCUAACAACUAUGGGCUAUAGUUGUGGUCAAUUACCCUCGGCUGCGAUGGAUUUCCUCACAUCGAAGGUGCUGCCGGCGAUGAGCCACCCUUUCAUUUCCCACGCCGGCGGUCCUAGUGUGUUGAAAACGCCCAUCCAGUUCGCAAUUCAGAGGAAAAUCUUGGCUGGAAACAUCCAUGGAAUAGUCCGCUAG
Molecule: messenger RNA, 330 nt
Organism: Ilyonectria robusta
Lineage: Eukaryota; Fungi; Ascomycota; Sordariomycetes; Hypocreales; Nectriaceae
Exons: 3
Coding region: 1-330 (109 amino acids)
Source: RefSeq, a predicted model, not a curated record